AUGGAGAACUUAAAAUCUGGCAGAGGUAUUCAAGUGGUGGUUCCUGGACCUGAACACACCUUCACCCUGGACGAGGAGGCGCUCGAAGAGCUCUUACUGAGAGAUGAUGUUAAAGACAGAUCAGUUGUGGUGGUGUCCGUGGCCGGCGCCUUUCGUAAGGGCAAGUCCUUCCUGUUGGACUUCUUUCUUCGAUACAUGCAUAACAAGUAUAAUCUUCAUGGAAGUGGUGAUGACUGGUUGGGGUCGGAGGACGAGCCACUGACAGGGUUCAGUUGGCGAGGAGGCUCCGAGAGAAAUACUACUGGGCUGCUGUUCUGGUCACAGCCAUUUAAGGCUACAUUAGAUAAUGGAGAAAAGGUGGUGGUCUAUCUUAUGGACACUCAAGGCACAUUUGAUAGUGAAACAACAGUUAAAGAGACUGCCACUGUGUUCGCUCUGUCCACAAUGUUGUCCUCUGUAGAGAUAUACAACCUGUCACAAAAUAUUCAAGAAGAUGAUCUGCAACAGCUGCAAUUGUUCACCGACUAUGGGCGCCUGGCACAAGAGACAUCUGAAGGCGCGCCCUUCCAGCGGUUGCUGAUGUUGAUAAGAGACUGGAGCUUUCCGUACGACCACCCUUACGGAGCAGUGGGCGGGCAGCAGUUAUUGGAGAAACGACUUAAGGUCCACGAGGGCCAGCACCCUGAGCUGCAAACACUUCGAGUCCAAAUCAUGAGCUGCUUCGAGGAACUCGCUUGCUUCCUCAUGCCCCACCCUGGACUCAAAGUAUCGAGUGAUCCAAAAUUCAAAGGGAAUUUGGCCGAUAUAAGUGAAGAAUUCAAGCUUUGUUUGAAACAACUUGUACCCAUGCUACUCGCACCCGAGAACUUGAUUGUAAAAAAGAUCGAUGGACACAAAUUGAAAUCCAGAGAUUUGCUUUUGUAUUUUAAGUCGUACAUAAAUAUAUUUAAUGGCCCAACACUCCCCGAGCCGAAGACUAUUCUAGAGGCAACUGCAGAGGCUAACAAUUUAUCAGCUAUGGCAGAAGCUAAGGAAGUUUACGAGACGCUGAUGGAAGAAGUCGCUGGUGGAGCGAAGUCCUACCUGCAGCCGUCACGACUCGAGGAGGAACACCACCGAGCGAGGGACAAAGCGCUGCACAGCUUCCGCUCCAAAAAGAAAAUGGGUGGAGUUGCGUUCGAAAACUUAUACGCUGACAGACUGGUCAAGGAGUUAGAGGAGCAGUACGAGCAGUACAAGCUUCGCAACGAGGACAAGAACCUGUUCGGUCAGGUGGGAACGAUGGUGAUUCUGCUGAUGUUGGCGCUGGGCAUGUACAUGGUGGGGACAGUGGCGGGCGUGUUGGGCAUAGAGUCACUGCAGGCUCUGGCCAAGACGGCGGCCAUGGUUUUCCUGAUCUUGAUGGCGGUUUGCAUCUACUCUAGAGUCACCGGCAAGAUGCGAGAUUUCACUAUGCAGCUGGACCAUCUGGCGGGAUAUGUGAUGGAUAAGGUUGGCCUGCUGGGAGGAUGGCGGACCGCUGCGACGAUACUCAGCUACAGCGGAGUCAAGAACAAGCAGUCAUAG
Molecule: messenger RNA, 1566 nt
Organism: Danaus chrysippus (African queen)
Lineage: Eukaryota; Metazoa; Arthropoda; Insecta; Lepidoptera; Nymphalidae
Source: the annotation of a GenBank genome assembly